Molecule: messenger RNA, 4832 nt
Organism: Anopheles funestus (African malaria mosquito)
Lineage: Eukaryota; Metazoa; Arthropoda; Insecta; Diptera; Culicidae
Gene: Mink
Product: serine/arginine repetitive matrix protein 2
Exons: 5
Coding region: 300-4634 (1444 amino acids)
Biological process (GO): mitotic cytokinesis; mitotic chromosome condensation; establishment of mitotic spindle localization
Cellular component (GO): nucleolus; microtubule; mitotic spindle
Molecular function (GO): microtubule binding
Source: RefSeq, a predicted model, not a curated record
GUUACGUGGCGCUAGUGUUUCGACGGUAAUUUGAUCAACUACUCUGGUCGGUUGCAAACGAAUUUCAGCAAACGAAAAAAAACGGACAAAUAACAAAGAUCAAACUCUCAACGCUAGCUGACGGUGGCACUGCUGAACACAGCUACCGCCAGUGACGGAUAACAUAAUUGAGCAAUAGCGCAUAUCAUUCAUCAACAGUGUCGUUUACCGAUAACGCUAGAGUGUUGCGUGGUUCCAUUUUGUACCAGUAAAAAUUUUCUUUGCGUAAAAUCCCCUCUUUACUAACUACUGUUGGCGAUAUGAAUCGCUUGGACGAGUUGGGAUCGACGCCGAAAAAGCGUACCCUGCAGCAGGAUGAAACUACCGUGAGAGAAGCAACCACAAAAUCCGGCCGAAAGGUUAGGCGUCCAGCGCAUCUUGGCUCGCCGGAACGAGCACCGAGUGUAUCGCCUUCUGAAGCUAGAAAAUCUGUAGCCGUGAGAGCAAAGAAAGCAGUGGAGCUUAGCGCCGGUACACCAAGUAAGCGAGCGGUGACGAAGGAGCAAAUUUCUCCGGUAGAGGCAAAGGGCGCACGCAAAACCAUCACCAGAAAAACUAUCUCCGAACAUUUGGACACUCCGACGAAGAACAAGGAAAAGAUCGAAAAGGGAAAUACGGUGGAAGAUGCCGCUGGUACCUCAAAAUCUGGACGCAAGAUAAAGAUCCCGACAAAGUUAAUGGAAUUUGAAAGUGAGGUACUAAGCAGUCCUCGUAAACAUGCUCUUGAAGAUCAAGAUGUGGUUCUUAAGGACAAGCUGACAAAAACUCCUGGUCGCUCUAAGACGCCUGCAAAGUCGGUUGCGAAGAACAUCGGCGUAGAGCAAAACCCACAUCCGGAUGAUGAAGAAAACAAGGGUCUUGCUGUUCGGAAGACACCGGGACGUCGUGCCAAGUCGGUAGCACCUGAUCAGCUGGAGGUAGAUACACCAAAACGUAGAGCUGCAACAUCAUUAUUUAGCAAAGAAACACAGAAGGAAAUUUCAACAUCGGAACAAGCUCCUCCAAAGACGCCAGGAAAACGGGCCGGAAAAGCUUUGUUGGAUUUAAAUGUGAAAGCUACUCCGAAAACACCAGGUCGCCGUGCAAAAUCGAUGGCUCCAGGCAAAGAAGAAGCCGAUGACGACAUACAUCCGGGGAAGAGCAUUUCAGAAACUGCAUCAAAAACUGACAAAAAAGCUACGCAAACUCCAGGGCGCCGUGUUGGCAAAUCGAUGUUAAACGUAGCGGUCACACAAUCUUUUCGCAGUGAGAAUAUGGAUUCGCUGCAAGCUGUUCCGAAAACACCAGGCCGCAAACCCGCUAAAGCUAUAACAGAUACAAGCGCAACAACUUUGGAUGUAGGUACUCCGAGAUCACAGGGGACGGCAAACAAAACUCCAGGACGUCGUCAAAAAUCCGUUGCAGUUGAGAAGUCUGAUUCUGUUGGAGAUGUCACAAGUGUGGCAAAAGCUGAUAUUACAACAGCGGAAGAACCAUUGACUCGUUCGGGAAGAAAGAUAAAACCGAAAAAAGUGUUUGAUUUUGAGCAGGAUGAAAAAACGAUGGACACCAUCAGCACUAACGAAAAUGUUUCUAUCGACAGCACACGAAAAAGGAAAGUGGAUGACAUCGAAGAAGCUACGAAAUCACCUACAAAGAAGAAAAUCAUAGAAAAUGUUGGUGUAGAAACGCCGAAACUUAAGAGCCGAUUAGAAUCAAACCUUUCAUUGCUUGGCACAGAAUCUCCUCAAAUGGAAAAUCCGACUGAUGGAACGGUAUCACGAUCGGGACGGAAGAUAAAGCCGAAAAAAAUGUUUGGAUUCGACGAUGGUGUUGAAACAAUGACAACGUUUGUCCACAUUACAGGUUCCUCACCAGCAUUGGGUGAAGAAACUGUUGUAGCUAAUAACAGAGAGGAGGACAUAUCUACAAUGAAUGUAGUACCGAAAAACACACGCUCUGGUAAAAUUAAUCCUACAAGCACACCAUCAAAGCAGACUACUGCCUUGGCCGGAAUCGUCGAACGAAAGUCUUCCGCUCCACCAAUGGCAAAUGAUCAGAAGGUGGAAGAAUUAGUCGAAUGUGAUGAAAACGAUAAGCAGAAUACAUUCAUUACUAAACGUGGCGAAGACGACCAUCAUCACGUAACCGCUAAAAAACUACAAAGGCAGCAACACCCGAUCGAUGAGACGGAUCGUGCUGUGAUUAUUUUGGAGCCGAUGAUAAUUCGUACAUCUAUUGGGUUUGGUAGACCAACGGUACAGAGACAAACGCUGUCGGAAAAGACGGAUGAAUUGAACGAAGAUGACCGCAGUAAAGUUAAUGAAAACUCUAGUGCCGAUACACAGGCUGCAGGAAGCAGUCGCUCCGGUCGAAAAAUUAAGCCGAAAAAGUUUUUCGAUACAGACAACCAAACAGCAACUACCCGACAGUCGGUUGUUCCACCUAAAGCAAACCAACCCGUUCCAGUGCCUAAAGUAUUAUCACCGAAGAAAAUGCAGGUUGUUGAAAACCAGAAACCAGAAGAACUUAGUAUUACAACAGCGGUUGAUAAUGUUACAGCCGAUGAAGUAAUGCACUCUGCGGAAGGAAUGGACAUUCCAGAAGGUCCUGUUAAACUCGUAAAUGAAGCGACCGUUGAUAACUAUAGCGGCGGCGAUGGUGUAGAGCAAAAACAACAAGAGCAGGUUGCCGUUGCUGAGACGACGGAUCAUAGCGAUGUGGCAAUGGAACCGAUGGAAGAAGAUGUACCGGAUAGGAAAGUUGAGGAGGAUACUGUAGGAUCGGUCACAAUGAAAGAAACAUUAACCGCACAGCUGGUUGAAGAAAACAUGGAUGUUCCGGAAACCCAACAUAUGACGCUAGAAGAAGAAAAACACAAUCAGUUGCCCAAUGAUAAUAUCGCUGAAGUUUCCAAUUCGGAACGUGCAAUUUUACAACACCACGGCGAAGAUUUGGCAUUGAAAGAAUCUUCCUGUGAUACGGACGUUAAGCAAAAUUCGCAAAUCGAAAAUUCUGAUGCAAAGGAAGAUUUGGCACAUACCUUAGCUGACCAUGAAGAGGGAGGCAAUAUUACGGUUGAUCAAAUAGUAGACGAAUCAAAUGCCGCGAUCGAACCACCAUUGCAUGAUGUAUCAUUAGAUUCUGCUGCUGAUAUCAAACCGGAAGAAGAGUCAAAAGUGGUUCCAACCGAAAGCGUCUUUACCUCGAAUGAAAUGGCUAAUGAGGAAAUGCUUCAAGAAGCAUCAUUUGGAAGUAUCGAAUAUUUAGAAGAUGAGAUGAAUAAUGUCGUUGAACACAUUCAUAAACCUUCCCACCAAGAACCAACGGAAGAGGACACUAAAGUGUCCGCACCCGUAAUACCUUCGAUCGUAAUCGCACCGGACACGCCUGCUCGCUUUGCACUGAACGAAACGUACUCACCUGUAAAGCCGAAUAGUUCUAUCAUAGAUAUUACGGCUGACACGCCUGGCCCAGUGGCACCUCACACGCCAGAUUCAAAAUUAACGGCACAGGAAGCGAACGAUAAAUGUUCCCCCGAUAAGCCGCCGGAAGUUAUCGAAAUAAUGGACAGUCCGGCUGAGGCGGCGUUCUGCAAGCAAAUCAACGAUGAGUCGGCACAUGGUGGUGAUGGUGGUGGCAGUGCCACCAGUACACCGUUGGCCGUGAAACCGUCAGUGGUACAGCUAGUAAAUGAAUGUGAGGAUACCAAGCAGCUUAAUGUGCAGUUCGAAAGUCGUAAACGGUCCCUUUCCGCCAGUGCUGCGGACACGACAAUGAAGCGAAAUGUCACUUUUCAUAGCCCGGCUAACUGCACCAUGCUGGUAGAGACGAUCGAUGAACGACUAAUGCUGAAAAGCUUACAGGACCAACAGCAACAGCGACAUGAAACGAUGGAGACCAGCUCGAAAAGCAUUGGAGAAAAGCUGCGCAAGCCUCGAAAGCGUUCACUGUCGGAGCACAAACCAUCGGAAAUGAAACGAAACAAGACCAGCAAGUUGCCAAACUUCAAAUCUAUACACGCAAACCAUUUCAAUCGAAUGGAAUCGCUAGCUGAUUUCAUGAAGCGUAAGGAAUCGCGAGCCAAACAAAUUCUUUCUUCGUGCAGUCCGGCAACAAAGCUACUUUCACAGCCCAUUGCGGAUGGGUCCGUAUCAACUGGAGUUCCAUCGGUGGAAAAGAAAAUUCCCUCCUCAUCAACAAAACCAUUCAUUUUCAAAUCCGCUGGCGGAGGAAUACCGGUGCCGUCGGCAGGACUAUUUACUAAGCGCACCAAGGAAGGCCAGACUGUAGCUAAAUCGGUCGGCUUGGCUGACCAUCAUGCACUAUCCGCUAUAGCGGCAGCAAGCACCGCAAAGAAACCCAUCGCAAGCAAUACGGAAAGAAUGGCUAACCGGUUAAAACAAUUUCAGGCAACGUUUAAGCCGAAACAAAUCGGUACAGAUACGAGCGCUGUUCCAGUAUCCGGUUCGCUAGCAUCGACAAGCACGAAUGUGGUCGGCGUGCUUCCGGUAGAGCAGCUACGCUCGAAGCAAUCCAAAAUAUUGAAAGGUGUUCGUACGAAUAGACGAUUCGAGUUGCAGAUGAAACACCGGGAUAAUCUUCAACACCAGUGAACGGAUUGCAUCGUUCGUGGCCAGUCCGAACGAAUAGAGGUGACCGUAUGUGCACAGUAUCUCAUAUAUUAUUUCUAAUUUUUUUUAUUACGUUUACUAACCGAUGUUAUAAUAUUAACCUUUUUCUAUUGUUUCGUCUUACAAAACAAGACCCAUUUGAUGGAAAUACAAUUCCGCCAAAUCUUGUUUAUUUUUUUA